This is a messenger RNA of Penicillium brasilianum, 2200 nucleotides long. Lineage: Eukaryota; Fungi; Ascomycota; Eurotiomycetes; Eurotiales; Aspergillaceae. The record is from the annotation of a GenBank genome assembly.
GGGGUCAAUAUAUAUAGGUAACUACAGAGGGAAGGUCAUAGUCACCGUCCCGUACGACAACGAGUACUCCGUACAGUACCUUAGCUUGCGAUGCAUUUCAUCCAUCGUUAUCACUCCUCUGGCCAGGGUCUGACCCCACUCUCGGGUUCAAGCCAAUGUCUUCGAUCCUAGGAUCAGACCAUGACUCCAAUUCCCAUGUUCCAUGGCAGGUCGCGCGAUGACGUUUUCACUUUUCCUACCCAUUGGAACACGAUCCGUAUUUCCGUAAUCUAUAUAUGAAUUACACGUGCCAAAAAAAAAAAAAAAGCAAAAAAAAGGACCGAGUUUGCAGCCUGAACAAAGACAUAAGCAGACCCCAUUUACUCCAUAACCGGGGCUUGAUUGAAGAGUGGCCGGAGCACAAAGUACUUUGUAUACGAAGGUACGGAGUACAGUAUCCUCCUUUAUAUUUCGUUCCAAGUACUUCAAAAGGCCUAUAACAACAAGCAAUUACUAUCUCUGGAAUCUCCGAAUAGAGAUUAUUAUUCAAAUCUCAUGAUUAUUAGCCUGGCACUAUUCUGUAUCUACGCUACACCAACAUGGCCUCUCCAGAUCACAUGACCGUGCAAUUUGGCAGGCCCGUCAACUUUCGCCGGGCAGGAAGUUCUCCGCACAUCGCAUAUCCACUCAUCGACUAGCGCCUGGAAGCUAAGAGAUCCUGUCGAGACUUCUUCAAUCUGUCGUCUGGUUGCCUUUGCCCUAAUACCUUUUCUUCUACCCCAAAUACCCCUGAUCGUUGCCCACCAUGUCUGACGUCGCCGCCUUGGAGGCCGAGGUCAAAGAAUUCAAGAUCCAGCUUGAAACUGUCCAAUCUAGUUUGCAGGUAGAACCCGAUAACACGGAGCUGCAAAGUCUCAAGACUGAACUCGAAGAACUCAUAACUCUCACCGAAACCGCCAUCGCCGAACUCAAACCACCCGCACCCGCAGCCAAGCCCAAGCCGAGCACAGCACCGACUCAGGAGUCAUGGUCAUCGAAAGACUCUGUCUCGCGCCCGUCACAGCCUACCCUCGAUCGUGCAGACGAGGCCGCCACCACCGCACCCCCGCCAGCCGCCUCGUUCGCCGUCAAUGACACCGUUCUCGCCCGCUGGGUUUCGGGCGACAAUGCCUUUUAUCCUGCUCGCAUCACCUCCAUCACUGGCUCCUCCAGCAAUCCUGUAUACCUGGUCUCGUUCAAGUCGUACGCGACCGUUGAGAACCUGACGGCCAAGGAUAUCCGCCCCAUCGCGGGUAGUGACUCUCGCAAGCGCAAAGCUGAUGGAAACCCAGGAAGUUCAGCAUCCCCCUCCCCCGCUCCGCCGUCAGUCUCACACGCAAAUGUGAUCUCGGCAGCGGCCGAUAUCAAUCCAACUCUUGCCAACCAAGCCCGCCAGGAACCUAGCAAGGUUGGGGAUGCGUCCGCACGUCCUGCCAAGGUGCCUCGCAAGGUCAAGGCCAAUAAGGAAUUGGAGGCGGGCAAGAAUAAUUGGCAAAGUUUUGCAGCCAAGGGCAAGGGCAAGUUUGGGAAGAAGGAUAGCAUGUUCCGUACCGGAGACUCGGUAAAUGCUCGAGUGGGAUUUACGGGAUCUGGUCAACAGAUGCGCAGAGAUCCUACGAGGACACGCCAUGUCUAUCAACAGGCUGAGGACGAGGGCUAUUAAUAUGGCAACAUCGCCUCAGGCUCGUUGGUCGAGCGGUGGAGAUCUCACAGCAUUGGGCCCUCGGGCUAUGGUUAUGUCCUGUUUCUUUCCUGUUUCCUACUUCCUUCGUUUGGAGUACUCCUCAUGUUCUCAUCGCUAACUGGAUCGGCGAUGCAGAUAAAGCCAUCUUUUGUGUUUCUCGCCUAGCGGAGUUUUGUGUCCAUAGAUUAUGGUUCUACCGGGGAUCUCAUAAGUUUUCUUUAUGAAAUCUGCGCGUGGUGCUAUGGUCCCGUCCUCGUGGAGACGUACUACUUGGCCUGCGCUCCGAGCCUGCGAAUGCUGGAUCAUUGCGAUUUUCACUGGAUAUAUUACUUGACCGGAGCUUCGGUAGAGCCCUUUCAUUCUGCAUCUUAUCGAAUAGUAUUGCCUCAGUAUUACCCGUAUCUCAUGGAAAGUGGAGGUAUGCCGUGCUCAACCCGUUGCCCUGCUGUACAAAGCACAUUAAAUUUCACCAAAGGAGGCUAGUUCCAAUUAUUGAAA